This is a messenger RNA of Lichtheimia ornata, 951 nucleotides long. RefSeq lists its product as uncharacterized. Lineage: Eukaryota; Fungi; Mucoromycota; Mucoromycetes; Mucorales; Lichtheimiaceae. The record is from RefSeq and is a predicted model, not a curated record. The coding region runs from base 1 to 951 and encodes 316 amino acids. The transcript has 2 exons.
AUGGGCUUCAUAACAUCACAGGCCGCCAUUCAACGUUUUCCAGAUGGUACCGUCGAGAUUCAUGUUCCUCAAACACUGACACCUGAACAAGAGCAAUACGAAUUUCCUCCACGAUCACGUUUACUCAAGAAGUUAGCAAGUGCUACAGCUGAGCGUAAACGAGUAUCUCUAACAUUACUAGAAAACGAUAACAAUUCACACAUGCCACCUCCACCUCCACCUAUACCAGCACCACACGCAAAGAAACCAGAUCAACAUGCCAUGGAUGAGUGGUUUUCUAGUUGCAACGGCAAUAAUGCUACUACUGCAACAACUAGAAGAAGGCGGACAAGAAGAGGAUCAAUCUUUGAUACAUCAUCGUUUACCACCAGCAGCAGCAAUGUACAACAACAUCAUCGUCCUCUUGUUCCUUCAACAACUCGUCGCCUAACACAACAACAACAUCACACUAAGAAUGUAACCACUGCCGUUCAUGAUGCAAUGGCACCGUUGCAAAGCAUAACAGGACAACGCUUGACUCGUUACUCCUCCUUGACCCCACCACCGGAAGACGAUCCCGCUCGUAAACAUUACGUACCUCGAAAGUUGCUACGACCACCUUUAUCCUCAUCCUCUACCGUUACAUGUUCAUCAUCAUCAUUAUCGACCAUGUCAACAACCUCCACCCAUUGCCGUCAACGUCCAGAGGAAAACAAAAAGCGAUUUGUGAGGCUAGUGGAUGUGUUCCAUCAAAAAUUACAUGAACAGCAACGUUUAGUACACCAACAGCAACAUGUUGAAAUGACGAGUCCACCUUCCCCACGUCCAACAGCUAUUCUCAAUAGUCAAUACAGGAGCAAAGGAACCACCACCACCAGCAUUCGAUCUACUUGUAAAGGCAAAUACUUGAACUUUGCUCAACACCAUAACAACAAUCAACGUCGUGCAGCACCCACCGCUAUCACUCGAUGA